Messenger RNA from Alligator sinensis (Chinese alligator), 1133 nucleotides. RefSeq names its product solute carrier family 35 member F4 (gene SLC35F4). Lineage: Eukaryota; Metazoa; Chordata; Crocodylia; Alligatoridae. The record is from RefSeq and is a predicted model, not a curated record. The coding region runs from base 1 to 828 and encodes 275 amino acids. The transcript has 4 exons.
AUGAGGAGCUCUGGUGCCUCCCGAUCAUCUGUCAUCCGAUGCAAAGCCGGAGGCAAGUGCCCCAGCCCACGCAGUGGCAUGAGUAGGCAGCUCUCCCCUUUGUCUGUUGUUGAGGAUUCUGCUGCUCCCAUUCUUGAGCUGCAGAGUCGAAGCCCCUCUGGAGUUUGUCGGCACAGCAGAGUGGAGAGGCAAAGCAGAUCAGGAGAAGAUGGGACACAAACUCAUCCUGAGAGCAACAGCCAAGAAAACAAGCCACAGACACGGUGUCAAUCUUGCACAUCUACAUUUCUGAAGAUUGUCUGGGGAUUUCUGAUCAUCUUGUCAGUCUCGUCUUCUUGGGUUGGAACCACACAGAUUGUGAAAAUCACAUAUAAGAACUUUGACUAUCCAUUUUUCAUGACUUGGUUUUCAACAAAUUGGAACAUUAUGUUUUUCCCUAUUUAUUAUUCUGGGCAUCUUGCAACGGCACAGGAAAAGCAAUCUCCAAUCAAAAAGUUCAGGGAAUGCAGUCGGAUUUUUGGUGAAGAUGGUCUGACGUUGAAACUCUUUCUUAAAAGGACUGCUCCCUUUUCUAUUCUGUGGACUUUGACUAAUUACCUGUAUUUACUGGCUUUAAAGAAGUUGACAGCCACAGACGUCUCUGCCCUGUUCUGUUGUAACAAAGCAUUUGUCUUCUUGCUUUCUUGGAUUGUGCUGAAAGACAGGUUCAUGGGCGUAAGGGUAAUAACAUAUAUCUAUAUAAUUUUCAACCAUCUUGAGUUUCAUAAUCAAACUGAAAUCCAUUAUUUAAAGAUAGCCAUUAUGCUGCCAAUCAUGUAUGCAUUGUGAAUCAUUUCUCAUUAACUAUGUGCUGCAAAUCAAAGAUUGAAGAUCAAGUAGCAAUUUCAGGCUCCAGGAUAACAGGAGGUGAAAAGUUUAAGACAACUAUGAUACUCUGAUGGUGAAUUAGUCAACUGAGCUAAAAAAAAACUUUCAACGGCUCUGUCAUGCUGUUCGGACUUGGGCGUAGAAUUCGGAAGUACAAUCAGUGAAGGGAAACGUGCUGUUUUACAGAUUUAUUUUUACAUUUGUGAUAAUUCCCUAAGUGCUUUUCAAAAUGGUUCCGCUUACAUUGCUGGGUAGAUAAUAAAUUG